GAGGGCACGUUCCUGCUCACUCUGCCUACAAGUCCUCACAGAGGGCAUACAUUACCCGUAGCCACUCUCCCAGUGUAUCAAAGCAAGAUGGCAGCUGUUGUUGAGAAUGUUGUGAAACUGUUGGGAGAACAGUACUACAGAGAUGCCAUGGAACAGUGUCAUAACUACAACGCCCGGCUCUGUGCUGAGAGAAGUGUCCGCAUGCCCUUCCUAGACUCUCAGACUGGUGUGGCUCAGAGCAACUGCUACAUCUGGAUGGAGAAGAGACACAGGGGACCAGGCAUGGCUCCAGGGCAGCUCUACACCUACCCUUCAAGACGGUGGAGGAAGAGAAAACGUUCUCAUCCUCCCGAAGACCCUCGGCUUAUCUUUGCUCCUGUCAAGUCAGAGGUGGAGGUAGGUGUGAAGAAGGACACUGUGUUGUCAGCAGACGGCAGCAGCCUUGAGGCUUUGCUGAAAGGGGACUCUUUGGAGAAACGGACAGCUGCAGACAUCCGAGGGUCUGAGGAGGAUUCAAACCAGAGUGACUACACUGGAGGCCUGAACCCUGCUACCAGGAUCAGAAAGAGAAUCAUUGAACAAGAUGACUUCCUAGACGACCUGGACGACGAAGACUACGAGGAGGACACGCCUAAAAGAAGAGGAAAAGGGAAGGGGAAGGGUCGAGGCGUUGGUAGCACCAGGAAGAAGCUGGACACGGCAGCGCUGGAGGACAGAGACAAACCGUACGCGUGUGACAUUUGUGGGAAGCGCUACAAGAACCGUCCUGGCCUGAGCUACCACUACACCCACUCCCACCUGGCUGAAGAAGAGGGGGAGGAGAAGGAAGAGAUGGAGAUCAGCGAGCCUGCGCUGCCUCUGCCCAGUGAGCCCAAAACUCCGAAGAAAGGUCCAGAUGGCCUCGCGCUGCCUAAUAAAUACUGUGAUUUCUGCCUGGGAGACUCCAAAACCAAUCACAAGACGGGCCAGUCAGAGGAGCUGGUGUCCUGCUCUGACUGUGGACGCUCAGGCCACCCCUCCUGCCUGCAGUUCACGCCUGUCAUGAUGGCCGCAGUGAAGACGUACCGCUGGCAGUGCAUAGAGUGCAAGUGCUGCAACAUGUGCGGCACCUCGGAGAACGACGAUCAGCUUCUGUUUUGUGACGACUGUGAUAGAGGUUAUCACAUGUACUGUCUGAACCCACCCAUGGCUGAACCUCCAGAGGGGAGCUGGAGCUGUCAUCUAUGUCUGGACCUUUUGAAAGACAAGGCGUCCAUAUACCAGACCCAGAAUGCGCCACAGUCGUGAUGGUCACCCCUCUCUCCUCUGCACCCAACUCAUCACUCAACCGUCCCUGGCAGUUAAUGUUUACCCUGAAAGAUCGAUGACAAACUCCUCUGACGAGCUGAUCACGGAGGGCGCGUGAUCAGGACAGACAAUUAAGCGUGAAAAGGGAAGAAUCCCUUACCAACCAACUGGGCCUCACUUAGCUUCAGAUAUGAUUGUUGCACACAGUUCCAAGCUCAGAUUCUGACCCGCUUAGUUUUUAUUUUCAACCUUUUUUGUCCCGCAGCCAACUUGUAAGUUAUGAGUUUAAAAGAUUCAAAGCCUCACAAGCCAAAAUUUGACUUCCUGUUAGGUUUUUUUUUUUACACGUAUGCCUACACAAAGAUGCUUAAAGCUCUGUACUGAUGUUUGGACAAGAGCAGAAAUAGAGCUUGGAAUCACGUAGCAUGCCUGUGCUUGCUAUCAAAACAGAGACAUUUUAUAAUAUUUAUAUAUUUCUAUGGUAUAUAAUAGUGUUAAGUAUGUACAAAUUGGAAAGAAGAUUGGUCAUGAAAUGAUCGUUUUAUUAGUGCCCAUCUUAUCAUUUAAAAAUGUAUAACCACGUGUUCUUUCAUGGCGCUACUGAUCUUUGAAGUUUUGCUUGAUAGAGUCAGAGGGAUCUGCUGGGACUGUAAAUGAUAUUUAUCUCCUCCACUGCCACCUGUCACUACGAUGAACUUAUCAAAGUGGCUCCAGGGGGGCUGGAGGAUUUUAGGGGAGGUUUGACUUGUGGCUGAACCAGCUGCACAGAGAUCAAGAAGUUGACAUGAGCAUGUUUCCCUCAGGCUUAGGGGCCUUUUUUUGACAAAUCUGCCUCUCUCUCUGGUCUUGAAGACUGCAAAGAUGCAUAGCAGGCAUGAUGCUGAAUCUUGACUGAAAAGAUUUUUUUCAAUCUGCUCACCUGGUCUCUGUAGACAGAUAUGAUAAUGUUGCGUUGUUGAUGAUGAUGAUGAUGAUGAUGGUUAUUCCCAUCAAAUAAUGAAUAAAUCCUAUUUUUAUUUUCAAACAGGUAAAGGGGGUAAAUCACCUUCAUUGCUGUGUUCUGGCUGUUUGACUAUCAUGCAUCAUAUCCAGUAACUUUUAAUGUUGUGACACCACUAGAUUUAUUUAAUGUAACUGACUUCUACGCCACCUUGCAGAUGGUCACAUGCUGACGAUGUUAAAGCAAUAUAUGAACUCCUGUAGGAUGCUGGGAUGACAGGGACUGAUGGCAGUCGCUCUCAGCUCUGCGGGCAGAUGAUGUGCGAUACUAAAAACAUUCUAUUACAGAUUGCGGACUGUGGCAGCAAUUAUGGAUGCCUCCAUAUUGUAAAAAAAAAGAUUAUAAUGUGUUGAUGUGCAGUCCUAUGGAGAACCGGCUCUCUUUGUUACUGCUUGUGUAGAUUUAUUAUGCAAUGGUUUCCUUCUGUGGCAAGGCUACAAGAAAGAGUUUGUCUGAACUGCUGAAGCAGUUACUUUACCUCAAACAGAAGCAGUAUUUAAGGGAUUGAAACAUGCUGUUGAAAGAUGGGACAAAGGCAGCGAGAUGAAUAGUAAUGAAAUGUGCAGUGUCUGCUUCAAUAACUGCAUAUUCUACUGGUAAACAAGUGCAUGCUCAGUAAUUGUCUGCACUCUCUUAUACUAUGUAGUCAUGUCAGCAUCAGGUCGGCGAAGGUGAUGGGAAGUGGUGUAGUAUAAAUUAACCAUGCUAUCAUGUUGUUUCAAUAGCCAACUAACAAUUACUAAAGCAUUACACAAGUAUAACUUGGUUUAUUUUCUCAUCACGUGUAAACUUACUUCUUUAGAGACUGUGGCUAUUAGAAUAUUUUGCUGGUUGUUUUUGUAUUCAUGGAUGAUGUUUGCGUACUUGAUGUGUGGGACAUUUCGGGACUUAAGUGGAUGUUGCUUUCUAGGUAAUCCUGUGAUCCAGUUCUCAAUCGAGCUGCUCUCCACCAAAGCUUGAAACGAGAAGCAAAGCUCAUAAUGUGAUUAAGAGGCAAAUAGUAGAUUUGCACCUGUGACACUGAAUAGUUAGGUAAUGAUGGACCCAGUAUCCAACUUCAAGGCUUUACUAGGAAUAGAGCCAUAAAUAAAAAGUCCACCUGUUGUUUGUAAAAACAUUUGAAUUAUCACUUUAUGGUCUCAGUUUCCAGCUUUGGGGGAGAGCUGUUCAUGAUGGCAGCGGAAGUUUAGAGCCAGAUCAUAGGUUUACUGAGCAGGUGAAUUCUCUUAGGGUGGACUUUCAUUUGGGUUGUGAUGGAAUGUUUUAUUGUAAGAAACUUAUCUUCAGGAAAAUAAAAUACUAGGCACUAUA
Notolabrus celidotus (New Zealand spotty) is the source of this 3598-nucleotide messenger RNA. RefSeq names its product D4, zinc and double PHD fingers family 2 (gene dpf2). Gene Ontology annotation, cellular component: nBAF complex. NCBI's taxonomy places the organism in Eukaryota, Metazoa, Chordata, Actinopteri, Labriformes, Labridae. The record is from RefSeq and is a predicted model, not a curated record. Gene Ontology annotation, biological process: nervous system development. The transcript has 11 exons. Bases 88 to 1287 code for a protein of 399 amino acids.